CGCUUAGGCAGUAUACAGACCUCCGUUCGCAAAUACCUCCCAAUCUCGAAAAGGAAGCGCCAAGUGUACGUCACCUUACAUUACCGUGAUAAGUUCUCCCUCGGACAGCGACUGGGCCCUGCAGCAUACCACUGGGGACUUCUCAUCAAAUACCCUGCCGGCAACAGUUGCAACGCUUACGAUGUUACCGACGCGAUUGAUCUUGACCCUAUCACUGGCGAAGACCGCAAUCUGGAACGAAAUUGGUUAUUCAGGGUGAAAGAUAAUGUUGACAUGCUGCAAAUCAGCCGUCUCGUUGGGAUGGGUGAUGAUUGGCAAGGUGCCGAAUGAGAUUACAGAUGGAGAGAUACAGGCGCAUCUUGAUUCAGUCCCGUUACCCAUUAAGGAUGCCGUGCCAGAACAGAACUGCGUUAGCUGGACGAGGGAUGCGAUUCAGAAGCUUCAGGCACAGGGCAUCGCAGAAAAUUUUGAUAUCGACCAGUUCGUUACGGAUGCGCUCGCUUUUGCGGACGAGUGUCUGAAGAAACCCAGUCAGACUCCAACAACCGGCUCACGAACCAUCAAUUACACUCGUCGACCAAUGUAGGUCAUGGGAAUAAGAUGACUCCGGACUCACUGCGGAAGAGAUCGGGUUCAAGACAAAGGAGGCU
Aspergillus glaucus CBS 516.65 is the source of this 650-nucleotide messenger RNA. RefSeq lists its product as uncharacterized. The transcript has a single exon. The record is from RefSeq and is a predicted model, not a curated record. Bases 266 to 586 code for a protein of 106 amino acids. NCBI's taxonomy places the organism in Eukaryota, Fungi, Ascomycota, Eurotiomycetes, Eurotiales, Aspergillaceae.